AGGCCAUACAAGCGACUCAUGUAUAAGACCGGAAAAAAUCAAGAUGCUAAGAUGUUCCAUGUGUUAGCUUGGUGUCUGCCUCCAGGGCUUGUCAUUUUGGAUGGCCAAACGUAUAUACAUUCACGAAGGCAAUGGGGGAAAUAUUACUUGGUCAAUACAAAGGGGAGCUUCCGAUUGUCAUUAUUAGACCCACCAUGGUCACAAGCACUUUUCAAGAUCCAUUUCCUGGAUGGAUUGAAGGAACGAGGACAAUUGACGCUCUGAUUGUCGCCUACGAUGAGCAAGCACUGCCAUGUUUUCUAGGUGAUCGUAAUGACAUAAUUGAUUUGAUUCCUGCCGACAUGGUAAUAAAUGCUGCAUUGGUAGCAAUGGCAGUUCACUGGAAUGGAAAAUUGCAGGUCAUUUACCAUGUGAGCUCACCGUGCCAGAACCCACUUUCAGUUAAUGAUUUUGUGGACUCAUGCUUCGAUUACUUCUCCAUUAGUCCUCGUAUAUUAAAUGGGAGGGUCCUCCAAACAAGAAGACCAUACUUGUUCAAGAGAUAUGCUUUCUUCCGUGUUUGUCUUAUGAUCAUAUUUUCGCUACCACUAAUGAUUUUGGAAGGAUUCAAUUUGUUAUUAUGUGGGUGUUUUUCCCGAUAUUGCAAUGACCUCAACCGGAGAUACAAUUUCUUCACACUCCUUGUGAAGUUGUAUGCACCAUAUCCAUUCUCUAAAGGACGCUUCGACGACAGCAACUUAACAUGGCUAAGGAUGGAAACAAAGAUAUGCAAUGUUGAUGGUGGAAACCUUAAUUUUGAUCCCAAGCAGAUUAGUUGGCACUCAUAUCUCAUUAGUGUCCAUGUCCCUGCCGUCCUGAAGUACGCUCACAUGAAGAAGGGAACCACAUUGCGCAGAACAUCCUACUCCUACUCACAAUAAGAACAUGAAAGAGCUCACCGUCCCAAUCAAGUUGCAAUACAUUAUAUUUUGUUGCGAUGACGCAUAUAUAUGGAAGAUUGUUAGAGAUGUGCACAUCUCGACUCCAGGAUUAUAUUGAAUAAAGAAAAGAAUCAUAUGGAAAAUUCAACUA
Triticum aestivum (bread wheat) is the source of this 1071-nucleotide messenger RNA. RefSeq names its product probable fatty acyl-CoA reductase 4. NCBI's taxonomy places the organism in Eukaryota, Viridiplantae, Streptophyta, Magnoliopsida, Poales, Poaceae. The coding region runs from base 132 to 920 and encodes 262 amino acids. The record is from RefSeq and is a predicted model, not a curated record. Gene Ontology annotation, biological process: suberin biosynthetic process; long-chain fatty-acyl-CoA metabolic process. The transcript is spliced from 6 exons. Gene Ontology annotation, molecular function: alcohol-forming very long-chain fatty acyl-CoA reductase (NADP+) activity. Gene Ontology annotation, cellular component: intracellular membrane-bounded organelle.